Messenger RNA from Triplophysa dalaica, 3912 nucleotides. RefSeq names its product protein phosphatase, Mg2+/Mn2+ dependent, 1F (gene ppm1f). Gene Ontology annotation, biological process: protein dephosphorylation; negative regulation of protein kinase activity. Gene Ontology annotation, molecular function: cation binding; protein serine/threonine phosphatase activity. Bases 1077 to 2336 code for a protein of 419 amino acids. The record is from RefSeq and is a predicted model, not a curated record. The transcript is spliced from 8 exons. Gene Ontology annotation, cellular component: cytosol. NCBI's taxonomy places the organism in Eukaryota, Metazoa, Chordata, Actinopteri, Cypriniformes, Nemacheilidae.
UUAUCUGUAAAUUGUCACAAUUUCAUAACAUUAAAUUCUCUGUGUUUCCUUUUCUGUUGUGACUUGUGUAUUUUUCAACAUUUUAAAUCCUUUCGUUUACUAUACGCGCCCAUUUUUUUAAAGAAACACCCGUUUAAAAAGUGAUUAAGAUUUAUUUUUCAGAAUCUGACCAAAACACUGUAUAUUACAGAACAUGUUUCUGACCGAUCGAACAACCAAACGGAUCGUUGUCUUCUAGGUCUGACCAAAGUCCCUGUUAGCAAAGUCUCCGCACUCGACGCUCACGUUUGCAUCGCAUUCAGACAGAAAUUUCGAUCAAACAAUAAUAAGCUCUAUCAUCUUGAAUAGGUAAUACUGAGUUAUUUUCAACUACACCUGAUACUAACGAUACAAGAGAUUGUAUAAGAAUAUUAAAUAACGCAUUAACGCUCAAAACAUUUUCCCAGACUCUGCGCAUGCGCAAUUUUUCGUGUCCGAAAUCGCCCCCUAUACCCUAAUUCCCUACAUUAGUUCACUUAUAUAAUCCACUUUAAGGAGCGGGUGAAAACGAUUGAGUAAGUAAGGACACUCAGUGCACUGGAAGCCCUGCGGGCGCCAUCUUCUGCCAAGAAUCAUUCAGUGCUAGUCUCACGAUACAUGACUAGCAGCUAGCCCUGAGUGUACAUCGGUUGUACACUAGCUUUUAUGAUUUAUCGUGGAAUUGAAUGAGUGCACUAAAUUUGAAUGUCCACUAUGAAUUCGGACACCCCUAAAAAUGGAUGUCCCCUCAAAUAGUGCUUCAUAGUGGAUAUAUUAGGGUGUAGGUGGUAUUUCGGGCACAGCCCUAGUCUUUGGCAUCACCCGACAUCCAUCCUUAUGACAUACACAUCGCUUGUGUUUGUGUUUCCUGUCUGCCACUGUUACUUCCGCAGAUUGAUCGGCUUUUGUUGUGUAGUGUCUGAAAGGGUGUGCGUUCGUGCACGGGCACUGCAAACCGCACGCGGAAAAAAGGAGUGUCGGCACAUAAAGCAAAACCAGCCACCAGUACAGGUGUGAAGUUUGCUUGAAUUGCUACCUUGUUUGGAGCCCAAAUUAAAAUGAGUUGCACGGAUCAAGAUGAUGCAGGGAAGUUUCUCGAGAGGUUUUUGGAGGAUCUCCCGAACCCGUUGGGCACAGAAGACCCCCUUCCCGUCAGUCCGCUCAGCCGGAAAGUGUCUUUGCAGGAGGUGAAAGGAGAGAGUUUGGAUGUUGGACUCCGACUCCUCUCAGACAGAAACGCCCCCUCUUGGCUGAGUUCAGCGAUGUGCAACGCUGCUGUCACAGAAUUGCUAAAAGAUGACCUUUCACCUCACUACUGCUGCCAAGAUGCUGAGCAGUCACAGGAAGAUGAACCCGAAGUUGUUUUGUUGCAGUCUGAGCCGUUGCAGCGUGUCUUUAUAAAUAAAUUGAGAGAAGUGGGUGUGGCCUGGCAAAAACAUCUGCCCAGUCCCGGAGCUCACUCUUUGCGGAGUCACAGCGGUUCGGUACACGCCAUUCGAAACACCCGCAGGAAGAUGGAGGACCGUCACGUGGUCUUAAAAGACUUUAACCAACUUCUGGGGGUGCAGGAUGGUGUUGAGCGGGAGUAUUACGCUGUGUUUGAUGGACAUGGAGGAAUGGACGCUGCCACAUAUGCUGCAACUCACCUGCAUGUUGUACUGAGCCAGCAGGAGGCGCUAAAGAGCGACGUUUCCGCAGCCUUCAAAAACACUUUUACACAAACCGAUGACAUGUUCAAGAUCAAAGCCAAGAGAGAGCGUCUGCGAAGCGGAAGCACUGGCGUGGCGGUCUUGCUGACCUCUGAUUGGCUAACUGUUGCCUGGCUGGGUGACUCUCAAGCUAUGUUGGUCAGACAGGGAGAACCGGUGACCCUCAUGGACCCCCACAAACCCGAGAGAGAGGAUGAGAAGAAAAGAAUUGAGGAUCUGGGUGGAUGCAUCGCUUUCAUGGGCUGCUGGCGUGUAAAUGGCACGUACGCCGUUUCACGAGCAAUAGGUGACUUUGAUCAGAAGCCGUACGUCUCUAAUGAAGCCGACUGCUUCUCAGUGCAGCUAAACGGUAAUGAAGACUAUAUUCUUCUGGCCUGUGAUGGCUUCUUCGAUGUGAUUCAGUCCGCCGAUGUCCCGGGACUGGUCCUGGAGGCUCUGAGCUCCGGAGAGGACGUAUCUCAAAGUCUGGUGGCCCAAGCCAAAGCUGCCGGUUCCAGUGAUAACAUUACAGUUCUGCUGGUGUUCCUAAAAGAGCCGCAGAAAAUACUGACCUACAACACGAGUUCUGCAACCCUGGAGGGGGCUACGGGAGAAGCAGCAGGAAUUUGAGUAAAUGACAGGACCAGUGGAAGCUGAUGGUCUGUUUGUCACCAUCUGCACUUUCCAGUAUAAUAUCCGGGAAUUAUAUUUUAAAAAGGUGUUGAAUUAAUUUAACACUCUUCAUUAUGAGACUUAAUUGUUUAACAAGACAAAUCUGUAUUUUAACCUCCUAACCGCUUAUCUCAUUUACUGAUGCUUAAAAGAUCGUAUAGAUUGUAAAAUCUUUCAGACACGUGCGAAGGAAAGGUGUUGUUUAUUCCUAACUUUUGCUCUCCGACUGUUACAGGGAAACAGGUCUUGAUAAUCUUAACAGAAAUUGCAUUUAGGACCACACUGGCAUUCACUGUUUAACAGAUAUAUAACUGUCCUCUUAUGCUUUUCAAUUUUCUAAUCCUGUAUUUUAGGUUUAAGACUGUUAUUUAUUUGACAAAAGUAUUUAUGGGUAAAUUGUACUGAGUAAACAAGCUCCUUAAUGUGCCAAAACUGUACGUCAGUGUCCAACUUAGCCAAGAUCUCUUCUCACUUGCUACUGCAGGUUAUUUACAAUGUACAUUGGUCGACGCUCUUUUAUUUGUAAAAUCUUUGCGUUUUUAUUACAGUGCCUUUUUGUUGUAUCGUCAGUGUUAAAACAGCCUGGUGCAUGCUGGGGUGUUAUAUUAUCUUAGUUAGAUGUUCUGCCUGCACUACCACACGUCCUGCCUGCUGCAAGACGUCUCGGGUUACGGCCGCUCAGUAUUUGGAAAGCCUUGUGACAAGUAGCUGAUAUAGUUGCACAGUCUCUAUAAUGCGGCAAGGCCCAGAAUAGAGCUAACCUAAUGGAUACUGAAUUAGGACAGUGGAGACAGGGCCGUGAUAUAAUUUGGUUAGUCCUUGUUGGUGGCUCGAACCGUAAAAUAAAUGAUCUCGUAUCUGUAUUUUGUUUGCUGAAGCUCCACGCAAGUGACAACAUUUAAAGUUACACCAAAAGUCUGAGCCCAAAAUCAGUAAUACCAAAUACUGAGGAAAUCAAAAACACAGUUUGCGAAAAAAAAUAAUUCUCAACAGCAGAUGUUCCCCCAUCAAAUAAUGUUCUCCAUGCACAAUGCUGCCUUACAUUCACAUUGCCAAACGAAAAUAUCCGGCAGUGCAUUGUAUUAUAUUUUUCUAAAUGUACUUCAUUGUUGACAGUGUCCUUAAUCUUCUAAUGCAUGAAGAUUAUGAAUGUCUUCGUAUUCAGAAUGCUUAGAAAUGUCUAAGCACUGAACUGUAUUUUUCAUCAGAAAGAGAAGGUUUUACACUGGGUAUGCAUUUUGUGUAGAGUACUUUUUGUCUGCAGUAUUUUCACAAGACAUUUUGUAAUUUUUUGAUGUUUUUAAUACUAAAAAGUGAACGUAAAUAUCAUGGCAACAGGUGUGUAAUACACUCCUACGGAACAUGAUUAAGUGCCUUAUCUUGUUGAACUGAUAAACCUACUGUCAAGUGCUUUGUUUGUCUUGUAAUGUACUUCAUGUUGCAUAUCAUUGACCUCUACUGCUGAUGUUUUGUACAAGAAACAUUUCGUAAAGUUUUCUACUUGAUAAAUAAAUACUGAUUCCACAACUUGUAA